CAGGAGAUGCCAUGUCCGCCGUCACAGGCAGACUGUACUCACCUCUCCUCUCAUUUAGAACUCAUUCUCCAUGAAAUAACAGUAACACGGGGCCUCCAGGAUGGCCAACUCGGGUGCUGUUCAGGUGAAACUAGAACUCGGUCACCGUGCCCAGGUCAGGAAGAAACCCACCGUGGAAGGCUUCACCCACGACUGGAUGGUGUUUGUCCGCGGCCCGGAGCAGAGCAACAUCCAGCACUUUGUGGAGAAAGUGGUUUUUCACCUGCACGAAAGCUUCCCCAAACCAAAAAGAGUUAUCAAGGAUCCCCCGUACAAAGUGGAGGAGUCUGGAUACGCAGGCUUCAUCUUACCUAUUGAAGUUUACUUCAGAAAUAAGGAAGAACCGAAGAAAGUUCGCUUUGAUUACGACCUUUUCCUCCAUCUGGACGGCCACCCACCUGUCAAUCAUCUCCGCUGUGAGAAGCUCACCUUCAACAGCCCAACAGAGGAGUUUCGCAAUAAGCUGCUGAAAGCUGGAGGGCAGCGGGAUCCUAACAAACAAAGUUCAGAAGACUCAAAUGUGAUGGUGAUGCAGGAGGGCUCCACCUCUCUGUUCGGACAGCACAUGAAGCUGCCUUCACUCCCCAGCUCGCUGACAUCCACCUUCUUGGACCAAAAGAAGAGCAAAAGCUUUCACGGGUCAAAGGAUGGCCCCAAAGGAAGCAGCACCACCCUUCUCACCACGGCAACAACCACCAGCACCAACAACAUCAGCUUCUCCAAACUCCACAAACCCUCCAAGGACCACAAAGACAAGCCUCCAAAAGACUUGAAAGAGCCCAAAAGUGCCUUCAGAGACUCUGGCUGGGAAUCCAGCAAAGUCCCCAAAGAACCUUCCAGGAAACCCAAAGAGAACCAGCCACUUAGAGAUAUCAAUCCUAAGAUGGGCUUCAAGGAACCCAAGUCUUUGUCCAAGGGGCAUCGGACUGAGGGGAUGACCCCUGGGUCGGGGCUAAACAAGCGUCUGUCCAGCUCCGACGCUGACGAUCUCGUGACCAAAAAGCGUAAAAAGGGAUUUGCUGAUCCUUCAGGGAAGCAGACGUUGGGGUCAGACGCUCCACAUUUGGAUAAGAAAGUCUUGAAGGAUAGAUCGCAGAUGAGAACAAGUAAACUGCGACCAGAGGUUGAAGAGGCAGAGCGCAGGAAGGUGUCCACACUCCCCCCGUUCCAGGACCUGGGGGACCACAAUGACUCUGAUAUGGAGGACCAGUCCCACAAAUCAGAUUCUGAGCAGCCCAGUCCAGCCAGUUCCAGCUCCAGUUCAGGCUUUGCUCCCACUCACCACAAACGCCAAGUGGUGGACUUCAUCAUCAGGAAAAGGGUGGCUAUUCCUGCCACCACCCACACAGUGCUGGGCCCGCUGCAGUCCGUCAUGCAGGAUCUGCACUCCGAGGACAACGACGAUGAUUCAGAGGAGGACGACGGCAACGACAUGGACUCUGACAUGGAGCGACCGGCACACACACACCACACACACCACCAACGCAGGGUCAGUCUGAGUGAUGGCAGUGAGAGUGACAGCUCCUCCCCCUCACCUCCAUCCCGUCAUGAAGCCCCGCCCUUACUAAAGACUACUAAUAACCAGAUACUGGAGGUGAAGAGUCCCACCAAGCAGAGCAAGCAGGACAAGAACAAAAACAUAGAUUGUGACAAGGCUUACCUGGAUGAGCUGGUGGCGCUGCAUAAAAGACUGAUGACACUGAGAGAGGGCCAUAUACUGCAACAGAUUGUGAACCUGAUUGAAGAGACGGGACACUUCCACAUCACAAACACUACUUUUGACUUCGACCUUUGCUCCCUGGACAGAAGUACAGUGAGGAAGCUCCAGAGUUACCUGGAGACCUCCGGGCUGUCCUGAGGCUCUGAGCAGCUGGCUGCUGGAUCUCUGUCUCCGAGGAGGAUUUCCAUUUUUCACAUAGCUCUUGAAAAAACUCCAACUUUGGAUGCAAUGCAAAAGCCCCACUGUGGCUGUGUCCAGUCGCUGUGUCCAGCCUGCUGUUGCACCGGCUCUCUGAAUGGAGGGGGGGUCCCGCUGCAGAAAGCAGAGCCUGGUGUUGUGGGGAUGAGCCCUGUGGAUCAGGAGAUCACCCAGAAAGCCUUGAAACUUCUCUUGAUUAAAAAAAACGAAAAAGUGGGAAGCUGCGACCCUGUUGCUCUUAAUGAAUGUGCAAAUUGUUACAAUGUAUGUUCCUUGAUUUGUUGUUCAUUGGGACAAAUGCAUGGUCAACAUUGCCUUACAACAUUGUAAGUCUUAUUUAUUGAAGUGUGUGUGUGUGUGUGUGUGUGUGUGUGUGUGUGUGUGUGUGUGUGUGUGUG
This is a messenger RNA of Trematomus bernacchii (emerald rockcod), 2355 nucleotides long. It is a transcript of the gene mllt3, whose product is annotated as MLLT3 super elongation complex subunit. The record is from RefSeq and is a predicted model, not a curated record. Gene Ontology annotation, cellular component: super elongation complex. The transcript is spliced from 14 exons. NCBI's taxonomy places the organism in Eukaryota, Metazoa, Chordata, Actinopteri, Perciformes, Nototheniidae. Bases 101 to 1897 code for a protein of 598 amino acids. Gene Ontology annotation, biological process: regulation of DNA-templated transcription.